This is a messenger RNA of Bipolaris zeicola 26-R-13, 417 nucleotides long. RefSeq lists its product as uncharacterized. The coding region runs from base 1 to 417 and encodes 138 amino acids. The transcript has 3 exons. The record is from RefSeq and is a predicted model, not a curated record. NCBI's taxonomy places the organism in Eukaryota, Fungi, Ascomycota, Dothideomycetes, Pleosporales, Pleosporaceae.
AUGGACUUGCGAGUCAAGAGGCGGCAUGAACAAGGGGCAUGCCGGUGCACCCAGGAAAUGUAUAGAUAUGUCCGUCGACGAUGCUUUGCUCGGAGGCGUCUGCCGCCCGCAGUAGUGGCUUGUGCGGUGGUGGGUGCUCCCGAUGUCUCCCUCUUUAGCGGCCCUGGCCUGCUAGGGCCCCUCGCAUCUCCAAAGCGGAAAUUCGUUGCAGUCGGCUUCCCCACAUCCAGCGCCGCCUGUCUAUUAUCGUUGAGUAGUGCGCCGCCCUCUUGCCCCAAGCACGCCUUGGUCGCCGUUUGUUGCGCGCAUCCAUCAUCAUCAUCAUCAUCAUCAUCAUCAUCAUCAUCAUCAUCAUCACCAUCACCACCCACUCGCUGCCACUGCUCACCUCCCCGAAAAGGAUGCGCCCGCCCAUAG